Messenger RNA from Racocetra fulgida, 471 nucleotides. The record is from the annotation of a GenBank genome assembly. NCBI's taxonomy places the organism in Eukaryota, Fungi, Glomeromycota, Glomeromycetes, Diversisporales, Gigasporaceae.
AAACCUGGUUUUGUGAGCCGUAAUACCAACAUCAUUACCUAUGGAUCAUUUAGCGACCAAGAGCCUGGCGCGUUUGACGAACUCUUAGUACACUAUGAAUUCCAACAGGCAAUUUUGACUGUUAAAGGUUUAAGGCGUGAUUUAGAAAUUAGUCAUUGGGGCGGAAAUUUGGCAGUUGAGGAACAUUUUAAUCUGACACACGAUGGAGCAAAAGAUGAGAUUGGCAAUGUAUCAACUUCACGAUUGAGAAAUGAACGAGACACAACGGUCUUAGAAUUUAGACCGAGAUACCCACUUUUUGGUGGUUGGAAUUAUACAUGGUAUUAUGGAUAUAAUGUUCCUCUUGGUGACUUUUUAAGGCACCAUAAGAGUGGUAGAUAUAUUUUGAAUAUACCCUUUGUUAAUCCAUUACAUAACGCGGCUUUCGAUCAUGUACAAGUUAGGAUAAUUCUACCCGAAGGAGCAAGGUAA